AAACGGUCUCGCGAUUGGGCGGUGGGCGGGCCAGGGCGGGCUCGACUCUGCCGACGUACGCCGACGACAGAAGCGUUCUCCUCGCGCCGCCGUCUGCGCGCGCGCCGCAUAACUUGAUUAACGCACAGAAAACUGAUUUAUUGUGUCGCGUUGAAAAAAUAAUCGGCCGCCGGUGAGGAAAUGUGAUGGAGGGACAAGAAUGGCGGGGCGAGUGGCAGCAGCCGCGCCAACUCGAUGGUAUUGUCUCGUCGAGCGGAUGUCCUCGAGGCGGGUUCGCACUGUCUCAGUCGCUGGUUGAGCGGCUCGGUCGAGAUCAUGAGCAAAUUCCCGUGUUACCGCCGUUACAUCACCCCAUCAGAGAUAACUCGGUAUGCGCGCGCAGUACAUACUCCCCACUGCAGGCACUCAGUGAAAGUACAUGUCGAGAUCCAGGAGUAUCGGCGCCGCCACCGCAACCACCGCCUAGAGUCCAGCAGGCGUCGAACCAAAACGUGACUCUCCAUCCAGCGGUGGCGCGAUGCACCGCGACGUUGGAGCUGGCGGCGCUGUGGCGCAGCUUCCAUGAGUUGGGCACUGAGAUGAUCGUGACGAAAGCGGGGCGCCGCAUGUUCCCCGCGCUGCAGGCCCGGCUGGCGGGCCUACUGCCCAACGCGGACUACUUGCUGCUGGUCGACUUCGUACCUCUUGACGAUAAGAGAUAUCGAUAUGCUUUCCACAGUUCGAGUUGGGUGGUGGCGGGUAAAGCGGACCCGGUGUCGCCGCCGCGUAUCCACGUACAUCCGGAUUCGCCCGCUCCCGGAUCUAACUGGAUGCGGCAGCUCGUCUCCUUUGAUAAACUCAAGCUCACCAACAACCAGCUUGAUGAUAAUGGACACAUAAUUCUGAACUCGAUGCACCGCUACCAGCCGCGGCUGCACGUGGUGUACCUGCCGGGCGAGGGGCAGAGCAGCGCGCCCGGCACCGUGCCAUACCGCACCUUCGUGUUCCCAGAGACUGGCUUCACCGCCGUUACCGCUUACCAGAACCAUAGGAUAACGCAAUUGAAAAUAGCGAGCAAUCCUUUUGCGAAAGGAUUUAGAGACUGCGACCCCGAUGAUUGUCCCCCCGAACAGAGUCAGCAGCGCGGCGGCGCGCGGCGGCGCGAGUCGUCGGCAGCCGAGGCGUGCCCGCAGCUGGCGCAGCCGUACGCCGCCGAGCCCAGCGCCUGCGGCCCGCUCUACCCGCCACACGCACACCCUGUGCGCUACCAGCCUCACUCCGGCCACAACAGCGCUUACAGUGCUUACUACGCUCACAGAUAGCUGGCUGUGUGACGACGAGCGAUAGUGGUAGUGAUUGUAAAGACACCGGCCGCCGCUGACCACAUGCGAUGCGACAGAUACGAGCGACCGUGUCGCUGGAACGCGCACCAUCUGUCAAUUUUACCGCCAUAUUUGGGGGAUGAAAUAAAAAAGUUAUUUAUUAUGGCUCUAUGGCUGUACCUAUAUAUAAACCUCUUUAUUGAUUUUGGAAACUCAGUUGCUCUUCAAGAAGGAAAGAAAAAAAUAAACCUCUUUUGAAAUUAUAAUCUUUUGAAUUAUAAUAAAAGAUUCAACUACUUAAUAAAUUAAUUUGUGUUAUAGAGCCGUAGAGAGCCGUAAUGUUUUGUGUAGUGCGCUGUCCGUUUGUGGUAACAUUUGAAUAACGAUAUGAGGGCAGUAGCAUAUAACAAAAAAUAAUACAAAUCUUCUAUAAAGUCUGUUUUGUUAAAAUUUUGCGUUAGUACUAUUCAAAUUCAUGUGUCACCACAGACGCGCUGUGGACUGGCUAAGCAGGAUGAUUGUGAUUUUGGAAACGGGAAUCGUAUGUUCGGAAUAAAAAAAAGUUUUGGAGAAAAAUAUUGUGUAAAAUAUUCUUUUAGUGAUUAUUUUUGUGAGAGGAGAGAAAUUUUAUGAAAAAAAAAGAUGUAUGUGAAAAUUAUUAAUAAUUUUGGCGUUAUAAAUUAAUUAGUAGCGGUUAUUUGCCAGAUGGUGCCUAGGUUACGUUAAGUUGGUUUGUAAAACGAUAUAAAAAUAAAUGUUAUGUUACGCACACGUAAUUAAAUAUUGUAAUUUGGUUUAAUGAAAGCGUUAUAUCAGUGAAAUGUACAAAUAACCAAAGGAAAGGAUUUAUAACUACGACAGCAGGGUCAAAGCCAAAUAUUUUUGUAAAGUAUCUACGUACUAACAAAUCGUUUAAUCAUAAAUAUGAUAUAGAAAUUGGUAAAGCACUGUUCACGCCUUUGCAAUAGAUGUGCCUUAAAUGUCACAAUAUUUAAAUGUACCUAAUUAAAAUUUAUUUUGUUACCACACAUAAUGUAUUUAUUAUUAUAAUGUAAUAUAAUUUUGAUAUUUACCAAAACACUAGAGCAUUCAACUUCAUUUUAUUAGAAAAUGAAGAAAAUGAUUGCAAUAGUCUAAAUGCCAAGUGCCAAAUAUGAAACCAAAGGAACAUACAUAGCUAAGCAUAAGAUAGAUUAAGAUUUAGUAAAUAUGUUUGGAUAUUUAUUUAAAUCUAUU
This is a messenger RNA of Spodoptera exigua (beet armyworm), 2537 nucleotides long. Lineage: Eukaryota; Metazoa; Arthropoda; Insecta; Lepidoptera; Noctuidae. The record is from the annotation of a GenBank genome assembly.